Messenger RNA from Meira miltonrushii, 993 nucleotides. RefSeq lists its product as uncharacterized. NCBI's taxonomy places the organism in Eukaryota, Fungi, Basidiomycota, Exobasidiomycetes, Exobasidiales, Brachybasidiaceae. The transcript has a single exon. The record is from RefSeq and is a predicted model, not a curated record. The coding region runs from base 1 to 993 and encodes 330 amino acids.
AUGAAAUCAAUCAGAUACAUUUUUGUAUCCCUUUUGAUAGCUAGAGGUCUCGGCUCACCUGUUCUUAUGGGAAAUGUUGGAGAUACCAAUGUAAGGUCGUCUAUCGACAAUCAGGAGUUAUUCAGUGAAUUUAACAAGUAUUUCGCUGAUAAGGUACAACUUUGCAUUGAUCAAGCCCCUGCCAAUCAUGGUCUUUUAAUCUACCUCCAGCAACAGUCCCCAAAGAAGAUUUCUCCUUCUAGAGAUGAACAAGCUGACAAUGGAACAAGAUAUCAAAAAAGAUUUUUUAAGUCGUUAUACAAGACUUUCAAGGGUAUGCCUGCCGAACAACGUAUAGGAGUGUUUAGUACGAUGGUAAGUGCUUAUACACUACCUGCUUAUAUGACAAGUGCAGCUCAGGCCUGGGAUACCGAACAAAUUUCAAAUAUCAAAUCGAAAGCCGCAGAAAUGGAAGUGAAAAAAUCUAAAGGUGGAAAAUCUACACCAAAACCAAAAAAGAAUCCAAAAGUUCUCAUCCCGCCACCAAUUCUGCCAAUUAUUCACGUCAAAAGAUCUCUCGAAAAGCGAGGAGCUGAUCUCAGAAAAAUACAAAAGGCCGGUUCUAUGACAAAGAGUAUCUUGCAUUCUUCUCAUGGACCAGGAUCAGUUCAUGCAAUAGAAGCGGGUAUGCAUUCGCCUGCUCAUUCUGCUUUAAGCAGAGUCGGAAGCAGUCAUUCCUCUCCAGCCAAACCUGAACCUAAAAAGCCAAAGCAAGCUAAUCCAACGGUAAGCAAAGUAUUGACUUGGGUUGGUGGUUCGAUUCAACUACUCUAUAUCCCGGUCGGAUGGAUGACAACGCACAAAGUUCAAAGGGUGACGGAUGACGAUACACAUUCAUAUAGAAAGCGGAAUUACAGUAAAUAUUCAAAUGAAGAAUUUCCCACUAUCACUUGCAUUCCCAUUGCUCAAAGAGGUCACAGUGAUUUCAUCAUUCCAAAAGGGGCUUUGUCGUAA